This is a messenger RNA of Megalops cyprinoides (Indo-Pacific tarpon), 2549 nucleotides long. It is a transcript of the gene idh3b, whose product is annotated as isocitrate dehydrogenase (NAD(+)) 3 non-catalytic subunit beta. Gene Ontology annotation, biological process: tricarboxylic acid cycle; isocitrate metabolic process. Gene Ontology annotation, cellular component: mitochondrion. NCBI's taxonomy places the organism in Eukaryota, Metazoa, Chordata, Actinopteri, Elopiformes, Megalopidae. Gene Ontology annotation, molecular function: NAD binding; oxidoreductase activity, acting on the CH-OH group of donors, NAD or NADP as acceptor; magnesium ion binding. The transcript has 11 exons. The record is from RefSeq and is a predicted model, not a curated record. The coding region runs from base 77 to 1237 and encodes 386 amino acids.
GUUCCGGUGUCAGGGUCACUGCAAGGAGCACCGCUGCAAGGCGUUUUUCUCUCAAAAACGCACUGCUACAGCAAGCAUGGCGGCAGCAUUCCGAGGGAGCCUUGUAUCAUUAGCUAAGGGCCUCAGUGGCUCCUGGCUCCAUCAGCUGGGCUCCAGGCCCCUCAGUGUGUCGGCUUGCCUGCGAACCCCGGAGGCCCCCCCUGCUCGUGCCGACAGCACCUUCAAGGUCACCAUGGUGCCCGGGGAUGGGGUGGGACCCGAGCUCAUGACAGCUGUCAAAGAAGUCUUCAAGGCAGGGGAUGUGCCGGUGGAGUUUGAGGAGUUCCACCUGAGCGAGGUGCAGAACAUGGCCGGUGAGGAGAAGCUGGACCAGGUGCUGAAUUCCAUGAAGACCAACAGGGUGGCCAUUAAAGGGAAGAUCCACACCCCAAUGGAGUACAAGGGAGAGCUGGCUUCCUAUGAGAUGAGAUUGAGGCGGAAACUGGACCUGUUCGCCAACGUGGUCCAUGUGAACAGCUUGCCCGGGUACAGCACCCGCCACAACAACCUGGACCUGGUCAUCAUCCGCGAGCAGACAGAGGGAGAGUACAGCUCCCUGGAGCAUGAGAGUGUGAAGGGCGUCAUUGAGUGCUUGAAGAUCAUCACCCGUGAGAAAUCCCGCCGCAUCGCCAAGUUCGCGUUUGACUACGCCACCAAGAAGGGUCGCAACAAGGUCACCGCCGUGCACAAGGCCAACAUCAUGAAACUGGGGGAUGGCCUCUUCCUGCAGAGCUGUGCUGAGGUAGCAGAACUCUACCCCAAGAUCAAGUACGAGAACAUGAUCAUUGACAACUGCUGCAUGCAGCUGGUGCAGAACCCAUACCAGUUUGACGUGCUGGUGAUGCCCAACCUGUACGGGAACAUCAUCGACAACCUGGCGGCUGGGCUGGUGGGCGGAGCGGGUGUGGUGCCCGGGGAGAGCUACAGCGCGGAGUACGCUGUCUUCGAGACCGGAGCACGGCACCCCUUUGCCCAGGCUGUGGGAAGAAACAUCGCCAACCCUACCGCCAUGUUGCUGAGUGCCGCCAACAUGCUGAGGCACCUCAAUCUGGAAUACCACUCCCACAUGGUGUCUGAGGCCGUCAAGAGAGUCAUCAAGCAGGGCAAGGUGCGGACGCGAGACCUCGGGGGGUACUCCACCACUGGAGAUUUUGUGCGUGCAGUGGUUGACAACCUGCGUUACCGGCCCAUACACUGAGGAGUCCUCGAGUGCAGACCCAACCUGACAACCCCUUUACCCCACCCUGGAUCUGAACUCUUGACGCCAAGUCCCCCAUUCCCACCCUGUUGCGCAGACACCUCUCUGUCAAUACCCACAAGCCUGAGCCAAGACCUUCCCCGCCCCUGAGGAUAUAAAAUUCUAAUGGCGGCCCGCCCAGUCUCCCACCUUCCUGACCUCCUAACUCCACACCCAGUCUGCUGUCUGCCAGCCUCCUUUGGCUUUCCUUGCUUCUGUUUCCUCUCUGUCGCUUACUUCUCAUUGAUUUAGCUCCCUUUCCUUCUCUCUGUUCAUCAGCACUUUAGUCGUAUUGUGUUGACUCUCCUCAGUCGUUCUCGUUGCUGGUCUUCCUCUCUGCCCUGUUUCUCAGUGUAGCCUCAUUAUCUUCUUCAGCUCUAAAUCUGCUCUGGGCUGGUCUUUUCGUCCUUCUGUCUUUCCUCCGGCGCCUCCGUCUGUCUGACUAACUCUGGAGGGGACAUUCCUGGGCUGUGCGAAAGGCUCGCUUCCGAUCCAGCCGUGGAUGUUGGGUCGUUUAAGGCGACAGCCUGUUAACUUACAGCACCUGACCUGCUGCGCUACAGUCAGCGUGACUUCCGGUUCAGUCAAAUGGUUCAUAUCUCACUGGUUACAACUUAAGCUCCACCAGUGUUAUAAAUACUGCUUUCAGAGUGGGUGCAAAUGUUGAUGAUUAUGAGCAAGGCUGUUUUUUUCAGCCGUGUACCAUAAGAAAAAGAUGAUUAAGGGCUAUUGUUUUAUAAUGAGUAUUAUACAAUGGCAGUCACCCAAACUCUGUUUUGUAACUCUUAAAUGCUGACAGUUUGCAUCCGAUUCCUGUCUAUGUAAUAAUGAAAUGCUCAAACUCCACAUGCAGGAGUUCCGUUGUAAUGGAAAUGUUCUGUUCAGAGGAGGAACUUUGAUCUGUUUUCUCUGUACCCUGCUGCUUUCAUGGGAAGAGUGUGACUCCAGUAGCAGUUUGAUCCAUUUUAGGCUUUACCAAAGCAAAGAACACAUGCCAUACAAGCAUACUGCUUUGAAGAGGCGACCUCAAAGAAGCAAACAACCUGGCAGUGAAAUCUCUGAGGGGGUUUUAGCUCUGAAAUGUGCAUAAUGGUUGUCACUUAAAAAGUACUGCUGAAUGUUGACAAGUGCACUCACUGGCAUUUUGUUCUGCCUUGGGGAAAGGAGUCAGCUACAAGGCUUGGUGAUGAAAAUGUAAACAAAGCCAAUCACUGUCUCAAAAUCCCACCUGGCUUCACUCAGUUUAGGAACUGAUAAAAUAAAAAACACUGAA